Molecule: messenger RNA, 5433 nt
Organism: Symbiodinium natans
Lineage: Eukaryota; Dinophyceae; Suessiales; Symbiodiniaceae
Source: the annotation of a GenBank genome assembly
AUGAAGGAGCUCUGCGUUCUUGUCCUGCACUGCAUUGUUUUCUUUGCCCAGGACGUUGAGCUGGUUGGGCUUUUCACCGCAGCUUAUUGCCAGCUCAUCUUUGAGGACAGCAGGGUUACUCAGUUUUCGAUGAUCCCCCUAGCUAGAACAGAUCACAAGAGUGAUCAUCAGGACAACCAAAACCUGUAUGCUCACCAAGCAGUUCAAAUCACUUUGGACGUCAGCAACCCGCAGGCCUGCAAAGUCUAUAGCACGUUCCAGCACUCUCAGUGCAGCUACAUGCAUCCGCAUUACGUCGGAACUCAGGUGACCUUGGAGUCUGCCGACGGCUCGAUGUCUACCACAGCCCUGCUUCGUGGAUGGCCUGUCGUGGCUGCGCUGCAGCAGGCCUUCCUGAUGCCUAUGACGAUGGAGUUCGCCAAAUGGAACGAGGUUCAGGUCUUCUUCAAGCCGCGUAGCAACUCGCCAGAGGAGGCACGUGCCAUGAUUGUGGCACCAUCUGCUUUUCACUUUGAGGUGCCUUGUUCCUUCGAGAUUUCCGCGGGCUUUCCCGACCCUGGAGUUACAUGUUCCAAUCCUCUCUCCGAAGUUGGACGCAACCUCUACUCUCUGCAGCUGCCGAUGUCGGUGGCCUUCUUUGCGGAUACGUUCUACGCCGCGAACCUCUUCCCUCUGCGCAAUCCCUAUCCGGGCAGCUUUUCUGGAAGCCUGGAUGACCUGCCUUGGAGGAUUGACCUCCUUUCAAGAGGUGGUGAAGUCUUAGAGACGUCCCGAAGCAUCCCGGUCGGCCCGUACCUGAAAGGUUUCAGCAUCUACCCGCACGCGGUCUCCGCUGGUUUGGUGCAGCCGUCGCUGCGGGAGCCCUCCGCGCAGAAUGUGGUAACGCUGCGCUUCCGGCUCGCGGUCGCCAUCUCAGUCCAUGGCGAGCGCCUGCGCAUCACUGCACCGCAUGGCUACCGCUGGCCAAUAGGUGGUGAUCCAAAGCUUUUCAUGAAGGAGUCGCCUGUGACACUGUCCACCUUGGUCUACGACGUGUCCUUUCCACCUUCAAUUGAGCCACACAACCAGCUGGAGCUGACACUGGUCAAUCCGCAGAUCUUGGCUGGCUCUGACAUGCGCUUGGAAGGAACCAUCCAGAAUGCGGCAAGGGAUCCCGAGCUUCAAAACAUCUUCCAGAGCGCGAACAUCUGGAUGCUGGAAAUUUACGAGCCAGGGGCGGGCUAUCUGUUUUAUGAGACCCGCAAGCAAGCCGGGAUCUUGCCAGGCUUUGCCCUGCAGGCCAUCACUGGGGCGGAGGUCCAGCCGUGGCUGCCGCUGUCCUCCACUACCCCGCUCCCGGUCAUGGUCACCUUCCGCCUCGGCACAAGCUUCACUGCACCCCCGGCAGUACUGUCUGCAGUGGAGCUGCUGGCACCCAGCGGGUUCAGCUUUCCGGAGGCGUGCACUUUCAAUCGAAUCUCCCCUCUCCACCUGGAGAUUGACGGUUACACUUGGCUCCCAGAAGGGUCGUUAUCCGGAUGCGCGGGGCUCUAUGCCAGCCCCGAGAACCAAAGCACGGUGGAGGCUUCGGUGCAAGAUCGACAGGUGGCGCUUCUCUCUCUCUUUCCAGGCACCACGCUACAGCGCCGGUUGCUGUAUGCCUUCUAUGUUGAGGUGCUCAUCCCGAGCAGCUUUCCUCUGCAGAACUCUUGGCGCUUGCGGGUCCUCCGCAACGACACUGGUACUGUAGAGACUGCGACGAUCCCGGGCUUCCGCCAGGCGCAGCAACUGCUCUCGGCCUCUUAUCAUCCAGGGACGGCGGAUACGGGCGAGGACUUGAGAUCCGGAGCAUCAGACAACAAGGUAAUGUUUUCGUUGCAAGCUGCCGCGAGUGUCCCUGUCGGCGGUGCACUUCGCAUCACUGCACCGUACCGCUUCACAUUUGCGGUGGAUUGCCUCUUCUCCAUUUCUGCAUCAGCCAGCAUCCUGGCAGAGCUCCAGGGAGCUCAGAUCUAUGAGGACCUGCCCAGACUGCAAGCCUGUAUUGGACUGCAGAACACAGCAAGGCUAGUGCUGGCGGAGCGAAUGGAUGCCGCGAUCCGCUACUCGUUUCGCCUUGCGGUGGCCAACCCAGCUCUACCCCAUCCGAGUGACUGGCCCUUUCAGCAAGAUGUCUGGCGCUUCGAGACUCUGAACGUGCAAGGUGGUGUGCUGAAUGCGGCGCAGGUAAAGGCAUUCUUCCUCUGGACCUUCGAGCGUUCUGUCCUGGUACCAUUUGUGCUGGGUGCUGGAGAGCAAGGUGUUGUGAGUCUGGAGCUUGCUCCCUCACUGACACUUCCGCCUUUGGGCUCCGUGCUUAUCACGGCUCCACCCGGCUUCCAGCUCUUGGCCGAGCCCUGCGAAGGCUUCUUUCCGGACACCUUCGGCAGCUCCGAGGGCUUCAGCCCGCUUCCGGCGGGAACGACCUGCAUGCGAGGUUCUGGAGGUCCAAAUGUGGUAAAGCUGCAGCUUGACGAUUUCUCGUACCUGGCUGCCGGAGUCUUCCUGCGCUUCAAACUUGGCGUGGUGAAUCCUUCCCAGUACACUUCCACGGCAGAAGACUGGUUCAUUGCGUCCGUCGAGCAAACGGACCUAGGCGACUCCUACUUGGAACAGAACCCGGCCGUUGCAGGCUACGCCGUGCACCUGCGCUUGGCCUCCUUUGACCUCUUGCCUAGCUCUGCGAACGCAGCGCGGGCAGCGACCGUUCGCAUCGAGUUCUCGCUGCCGGAGGAUCUUGGAGUGUUCCAGGUGGUCUCCAGCACCGAGGAGAGCUUUGUUGUGGUCAACAUGCCGCCUUUCUUCUCCGUGCCUACGCAAGGCAGCGGCAACGAGACUGUGGAGCCAGUGACGGCGGACUUCGAGGCGGCGAACAUCCUCCUCAUGAAGCCUUGCGUGUCAUACACGCGCAUCUCUCCAGAUCUCGACUUCUUCCCCACUGAGGGGGAUGCUUGCAUGGCCCUGCCUGCGGCAAACAGCUUUCGCUUGCGCCUGUCUGGGAACUUGGACGUAGGACCAAGCUACAUCUUCGCUGUGGGGGUGUUCAACCCUGCUCUGACAGCAGUUCGCCAACAUCAGAUCUCACAGGCCAACUUUUGGCAGCUUCGCCUGGUGCGUCGCGCUUCUGGCCGCGAUUCCACUGCGGCUGGCCGCGCUGCGAUCGGGUACCAGCUGCUGCCGGUUCUGCAGGACUGCACCAUUACGGCAGCAACGAGCCCCAUCCCAGUGGGCUUCGACACGGCUGUGGCUGUAGCUUUCAGCCCUGUCUCGCCAUUGGCAAGUGGCGACCGAAUCGUCGUGCGGCCACCUGCUUCCUUGCAGCCGGCGCUGGCCUGUACGCUCUCGGUGGAUGGCGCGCCGGUCUCCAUCAACUGCUUCCUAGAGAACAACAGCCUGGUUCUAUGGUUGGAUGGCAGUUCAAGCGUGUUGGGAGACAGCCAGGUGCUUGCCGGGAUGUCCGUGAAUUCUGGCGAAGUAGCGCUGACCGCCACAGAUGAACGGAACCGAUGGGCAGUGGUUACCGAGAACGCCCAGAAUCAGACAUGGGACGAAGCGCCGGAUGUCCCAGGAUUUACGAUCUUCCCACGGCUGGAGAAUGCGAGGGUCAUCCCCAAGGAUGUGUCGUCAAUGUCAUUUGCAAACCAUGCUGAGUUCUCUUUUGCGUCCCCCGUGGCAGUCCCUUCUGGGGCCUCUGCGCGGGUGGCGGCACCUGGUGGUUUCACGCUUUUUGCCGCCACCUUCGCGGCUGAAUUUCCCUCGCAAGCCGUUGCUGUUUCUGAGGCGGAAGUCAUGGUUUGGAUUUUGGCCGCCAUCUCUCCUUCACAGCAGCUCUCCUUCCGAUUGACAGUUGGCAACCCUGCAGUCAGUCCGCCGCAGAACCAGUGGACGAUCGAAGUCCGGAGUCCACUGAACGACACCUUGGCCCUCGACCGAGCUAUUCCAGGCUUCGUAGUGCAGUCAAGCUUCAAUGCUUCGUAUAUCGAAGCGGAUGUCAACGAGCCCUUAGCCGAGAACUAUGUCCACAUUGCCGUGGCGGUCACGCAACCUCUGUUCGCCGACAGCUUCGGACAAAGCCAGCAGUGCACCUCGAGCGACAAGCUCUGCGUCUAUACAACCUGGCUGGAGGUGGUGGCUCCUGAAGGCUUCGUCUUCGCAACAACCUGUGGUUUCUGGGUCCUCCAGCGAGUUGGCUCCGCGCACCGAGGGCUGCCGCCAGGUUCCCUGUGCCUUGCGGACCCAGACCACUCGAACAUUGCCAGGGUGCGACUUUCACUCACGCUGGAGGCGUUCACGCUCUAUGAGUUCACUCUUCAGGUUCGCAAUGCGCUCUCUGCGCCACUCCACAAUGUCUGGGAACUGAGAGCUGUGCAGGAUGGCAUCGUUCGUGAACGAGAUGCGAACGUGGAAGGCUUUGCCCUGCGCCAGCUACGUACGGUGCGCGUUACUCCGGUCACAACGUUGGCAGGUGCCGUGGACAACGCUGUGACGGCCCUGCUCCGUUCAGAGCGGCCGAUUCCACCGAGGGCGACGGUAACCAUGGUGGCGCCACUGGGCUUCGUCUUCGAUGCCUCCGAGGUCUCCAGCUCGUUCCAGCAGGACAGGGCUCCGCUCGUGAUGAACGACCUCACCUCGGAGGAUGGUACGGAGCCCUCGGGGGCAACCAUCCGCUUCUACGUGAGCCCGCAGGACUAUGUGCAGCCCAACACGUACUUCUAUGUGAGUGCACGCGUCCGGAAUCCAUCUGCUACACCAAGCUCGAACUAUUGGUACUUCUACAUUCAGAGCCAGUUCAUGGAGCACAUCGACUUGCGCAAAUUCAUUCCUGGAUUUGUGAUGUCAUACCAGAUGCCAUACUUCCAGGUGUAUCCAAACUCCAUUCCUUGGAAUUUGGGGACGGCCAACGACAUUUCGCUGCUGUUUGUGACGUCUUCCGUAGUCUUUAUGGAGACGUCGAGUUCAAGCUCGCCAGGGACCACAGUUCUUGGUGGCGACCUGCCUGAGACCCAGGCAGCGUCGUGGCAGUUGCUGCUCGUGGCACCCAGUGGCUUCAGCUUUCCGCCGAGCGGCCCCUUCUCGGAAUUGUGCUCCGGCUUCCAGCGCUGGGGUGGCAAGGAAUCAUACGACCAGCUCCCGAACACCCAGGGCACCCUUCGCUGCACCGUACGCAAUGCACGCACAGUGGUGCUUGACGUUCCAUCCACCUACGUGAACGAAUCCAGAUACUCCUUCCGGCUCAAUGUAACGGUCGCUGAUCAGCAGGAGGACGUGGCGCUCCGGCAGCCUUGGGCACUCACCAUUCUGGAGAGUGGCCAGAUCCUGCACACUGGAGAGAGCCCGAGUCCUCUUCUGGGAGUCUUCUAUGAGGCACAAUGGUUUUGGGCACCAGGACAGACAGACAGCUGGACUCGGACCUGA